AAAUAAGUUAGCCAUGCGUUUCCCGGAAGAGAAGAAGAGAAGAGAAAAAAAAAAUCAAAAACGCUCUAUUUUCGCCACAAAAUCAUUUUUCGCCUUGGAAGAUAGAAAGCAAGACCUAUCGUACGACGCUGGAUUUGGAUAUAAUCCUGCCCUUCUUCUCUUUUCAAUACUUCUUCCUCCCCACAUUAAUUCCCUGUUACUCGUCCAUCUCUUUCCCCUCUUAGCGAGGUCAUUCCCCCCCUUUUUCCUUCUUCCAUACUCACUCAUCAUGAAUUUCGAUGAACUUGCGGUCCUCCCUCAAAGCGGAGAGAAGCCUACCGAAAAAGCUGAUCAUGGAUCAUCUUCUUCGCAUGACGGCGUAGAUGAAAAACAAACAUAUCACAACCAAAGCAUUCCAUCCCAAGAACCUGCACGCGAACGAAUCAACGAUAUCGAUAUCGAAGCAGCUAAAUGGCGCAGACGUGAAAAUGGAGAAGAUGAUGAUGACUCGCCAAAUACACCUUGGAAAGAUAAGCUCUUGGUUUUCUUUCAUUCAAGAUAUGCAGUUUGGAUUCGUGAUUUCGGAUUGAUUUUGCUCAUUUUGGGUUGGUGGAUUCCCGCAAUCAUCAAUGAUACACCUAAAGUUCGUCAUAGAUGGAUCCCAUCAACGAUUUUCUCUUGGUUCUUCAUCCUUCUCAUCUUAUUCCACAAAUCACGUUACAUUCCUCAAAGGCCAUUUGCACGGGUCUUUGCUACAGCUUGGAAUGCAGUCCUUGGUAAGCCUUGGAGUAUGCUACCAUACGCAGGUAAAUUGUCUGCAGGAUGGAUCGCUUUGACUGCUUUGGUUUUCGGUUCUACAUACGGAUUGCCCACAACACCCACCUCAAAUUACGGAAACAGAACAAUCUCUUUGGUCGGUCUCUUAUUGAUUUACGGAGGAAUGUUUUUGGCUUCCAGCAAUCACCGUGCCAUUAAAGCAAGAACCACAAUCUUGGGUAUCGGUUUCCAAUUCAUCAUUGCUCUUUUCGUUUUCCGCACUGGUGCAGGAUCAUCCUUUUUCACGUGGAUUUCCACCGCUGCCUUUGACCUUUUGAACCAAGGUGUGAUCGGAGGUGCAGCAUUCUUCUGGAACGAUUUGAUCUCAGAGCACUACUUCUUCAUCAACACACUUUCUAGUAUCAUCUUCUUUGUUGCUUUGUGUGUUGCAUUAUUCUACCUCGGUGUAUUGACUUGGGUUAUCAAGAAAGCAGCUUGGUUCUUCCACAAGACUUUCGAUAUCUCUGGUGCUGAAGCUGUUGUCGCUGUUGCUUCCCCUUUCAUUGGUCAAGGUGAAAACGUUGUCUUGGUUCGUCCUUAUGCUCGUUUGUUCACCCGUGCCGAAUUCCAUCAAGUUUUGGUCAGUGGUUUUGCCACGAUUGCAGGUUCAGUCUUGUCGGCUUAUAUCAGUAUUGGUGUUAACGGUCGUGAUUUGAUCACUUCUUCCGUUAUGUCCAUUCCUGCUUCUAUUGCCGCAUCAAAAUUGGUUUACCCUGAAACACAAGAAGCCGAAACUGCAGGACAACUUUCUAUUGAACGUGAAGAACAAGAAGAAGAACGUGCAAAUGACGCUCUCCAUGCAUUGAGUAAUGGUGCUUGGUUCGGUCUCCGUGUUGCCGGUUUGAUCUUCUGCAACGUUUUGGUGAUUGUCAGUUUGGUUUAUGCCAUCAAUGGUAUCUUGGCUUACAUUGGUAAUGCAUGGUACAUUACAGACGAUAAUGGAGGUCCAUUGAGUUUGGAUUUGAUUAUCGGAUACAUUUUAUGGCCAUUGACAUUCAUGUUAGGUGUUCCAAGAAAGGAUGUCUUGACUGUUUCACAAUUGAUUGCCACAAAAGUCGUUCAAAACGAAUUCGUUGCUUAUUCGCAAUUCAUCAAAAUUCAACAAGAUCUAGAUCCUCGUGCAGUCAAGAUUGUUACUUAUGCCCUUUGUGGUUUCGGUAAUUUGGGAUCUUUGGGUAUCAAUAUUGGUGUGAUGAGCGCAAUUGCUCCAAAACGUAAGAUGGAAAUCGUUCGUUUGGCACCUUCUGCUUUGAUCACUGGUGUGUUCGUCACUUUGUCCUCUGCCGCAAUUGCUGGUAUCGUCAGUGCAGACUAAAAAAGGGGAUUCCCACAAACGUUUUCUACUUUAUGAUCAUGUACAACUUUUGUGCUUAAUCUGUCUCUUUUGGAUUUGGAAG
Molecule: messenger RNA, 2192 nt
Organism: Meira miltonrushii
Lineage: Eukaryota; Fungi; Basidiomycota; Exobasidiomycetes; Exobasidiales; Brachybasidiaceae
Exons: 2
Coding region: 269-2110 (613 amino acids)
Biological process (GO): nucleoside transmembrane transport
Cellular component (GO): membrane
Molecular function (GO): symporter activity; nucleoside transmembrane transporter activity
Source: RefSeq, a predicted model, not a curated record